GUUCCUGCCAAACCACUUUUCAUCAUGAGCGACGAAGUCUACGAGGGUGCCAUUGGCAUCGAUCUUGGCACGACCUACUCCUGCGUUGCCAACUACGAGGGCACCAAUGUCGAGAUCAUUGCCAACGAGCAGGGUAGCUUCACCACUCCCUCGUUCGUCUCCUUCACAAGCGAGGAGCGUCUGAUCGGCGAGGCGGCCAAGAACCAGGCUGCCAUGAACCCAGAGAACACCGUCUUCGAUGUCAAGCGAUUGAUUGGUCGCCGAUUCGACGACGAAACUGUCACGAAGGACAUCAAGUCAUGGCCCUUCAAGGUCGUCGACCAGGGCGGCAGCCCUCUCGUCGAGGUCGAGUACCUCGGUGAGACCAAGACCUUCUCCCCCCAGGAGAUCUCCGCCAUGGUCCUCGUCAAGAUGAAGGAGGUCGCUGAGACCAAGCUCGGCAUGAAGGUCGAGAAGGCAGUCAUCACCGUGCCUGCCUACUUCAACGACAACCAGCGUCAGGCUACCAAGGACGCCGGUGCCAUUGCCGGCCUCAACGUUCUCCGUAUCAUCAAUGAGCCUACCGCCGCCGCUAUCGCCUACGGUCUCGGCUCCGGAAAGUCUGAGAAGGAGAGGAACGUUCUCAUCUACGAUCUCGGCGGUGGCACUUUCGAUGUGUCUCUGCUCCACAUCCAGGGUGGUGUCUUCACUGUCAAGGCCACUGCGGGCGAUACUCAUCUCGGCGGGCAAGACUUCGACACGAAUCUCCUUGACCACUUCAAGAAAGAGUUCACAAAGAAGACUAAGAAGGAUAUUUCUGGUGACGCUCGCGCCCUGCGCCGUCUACGGACUGCCUGCGAGCGGGCCAAGCGCACGCUCUCCAAUGCCACUCAGACCACCGUCGAGAUCGACUCUCUGUUCGACGGCGAGGACUUCAACGCCAACAUCACCCGUGCUCGUUUCGAGGACCUGAACCAGAAGGCCUUUGCUGGCACUCUUGACCCCGUUGCCCAGGUUAUGAAGGAUGCCGCCAUCGAGAAGAGCAAGGUCGACGAGAUCGUGCUUGUCGGUGGUUCCACCCGUAUCCCCAAGAUCCAGAAGCUCCUCAGCGACUUCUUCGGUGGCAAGAAGCUCGAGAAGAGCAUCAACCCCGAUGAGGCCGUUGCCUACGGUGCCGCCGUCCAGGCCGGUAUCCUCUCUGGCAAGGCCACCUCUGCCGAGACCGCCGACCUCCUCCUCCUCGAUGUCGUUCCUCUUUCCCUCGGUGUCGCCAUGGAGGGUAACAUCUUCGCCCCUGUCGUUCCCCGUGGACAGACAGUGCCAACAACCAAGAAGAGGACAUUCACUACUGUUGCUGAUCAACAGUCUACCGUCCAAUUCCCCGUUUUCCAGGGUGAGCGUGUCAACUGCGAGGACAACACAUCUCUCGGUGAAUUCACUCUUGCUCCCAUCCCACCUAUGAAGGCUGGUGAUGCCGUUCUCGAGGUCGUCUUCGAGGUCGACGUCAACGGUAUCCUCAAGGUCACCGCCACCGAGAAGACCUCCGGCCGCAGCGCCAACAUCACCAUCUCCAACGCCGUCGGUAAGCUCUCGUCUUCCGACAUCGAGAACAUGAUCAGCGACGCCGCCAAGUUCAAGACCAGCGACGAGGCCUUCAGCAAGAAGUUCGAGUCGAGGCAACAGCUCGAGUCAUACAUCUCCCGUGUUGAGGAGAUGGUCUCUGACCCAACCACGGCUAUCCGCCUCAAGCGUGGCCAGAAGGAGAAGAUCGAGUCUGCUCUCAGCGACGCCAUGGCUCAGCUCGAGAUUGAGGAUGCUCCCGCUGAUGACCUGAAGAAGAAGGAGUUGGCUCUCAAGCGCGUUGUCACCAAGGCUUUCUCUACCCGAUAAGCGUAACGUAUUAACGAUGGUUGGUGGGAGGAAGAAUGAUCGCAGGCGCAGAAUACCCAGACUGUGAGCUGCGAGCCGCUGCGAAUGGAGUUUCAUCUUUGCGGCAUUUCACGAUAGACUUGGUGUGUUUGGUUCCUUCUCCUUUCCUGGGUUCUCUUCGGCAUCUAUGGGGAUGCCAAAAGUAUUGUGUGUACUUUCUCUAUCAUGACGAUGCCUGACGAACGAUCGUAAUGAUAACCUGCAAAAGUAUGACUGGCGGAAAUCUCUCUUAUGUAACUGGGGUGCGGGCAUCUGAGGUAGAUGAGGUCGAGAACAAGGGGAAAUUGAACGAGUUUAAGAUAUGUCGGUGUCCGUUGUGCUUGAGUGACCAAUCCAUGAGAAAAUAGUACACAAACGAGGUUGGGUGUAGACAUUCAGAAACCAAAGCACUCAAUCUUCA
Messenger RNA from Dothidotthia symphoricarpi CBS 119687, 2308 nucleotides. RefSeq names its product heat shock protein-like protein. Gene Ontology annotation, biological process: vesicle-mediated transport; cellular response to unfolded protein; protein refolding. NCBI's taxonomy places the organism in Eukaryota, Fungi, Ascomycota, Dothideomycetes, Pleosporales, Dothidotthiaceae. The coding region runs from base 25 to 1869 and encodes 614 amino acids. Gene Ontology annotation, molecular function: heat shock protein binding; ATP-dependent protein folding chaperone; ATP binding. The transcript is spliced from 8 exons. The record is from RefSeq and is a predicted model, not a curated record. Gene Ontology annotation, cellular component: cytoplasm; plasma membrane; cytosol.